This is a messenger RNA of Amphiprion ocellaris (clown anemonefish), 2361 nucleotides long. RefSeq names its product retinol dehydrogenase 12-like. The transcript has 7 exons. Lineage: Eukaryota; Metazoa; Chordata; Actinopteri; Pomacentridae. The coding region runs from base 589 to 1476 and encodes 295 amino acids. The record is from RefSeq and is a predicted model, not a curated record.
ACAGACACAUAAUAUGAGACUGAAUAGACUAAAGUUCAAAUUUAAAUGAAUACAUAAAUAAAUUGUGAAAAAUAAAACACAACUGCCAUUGUUAUUGCUGCAACACUAAUGUUGUAAUAUAUUAUUAUUAUUUAGUUAUAAAUUGACGAGGAACUGCAAAAAAGAAAAUAAAAAAGGACAGAUUUUUAAAUUAUUAUUAUUAUUAUUUUUUUUUUUUUUUUUUUUUUUUUUAAAUUAUUUUUUUUAAUGAUGUCACUUCUUUUACUCAUCUUUUACUCAUAUGUUGCCCAACUCCGGACUUCCCUCCCUCCAGCUACACUCAUUAACGUCAUAUCUCAAAGGGCGGGACUUAACUUAGAUUUGACCAAUCAGCGUUGUCCAAAACUGACGGUGGAGCAGAAGAUUGGCUGAAAUUCCAGCCUAUCGAGCACCAAUACUUAUUGACAGUUCCGGAUCGACACUUUUUAAUCCUCAAACUCUUCUUCAGAGACGUUUGUGGGUUUAAUGUUGUGUUAAAUCGGAUUUUAGACUUUCUUUCCAGACUUUAAGGAGUUUCUACAGUUGACCUGAGCGCUGUAAUAAAGAAAAAUGUCAAGUUUUUUCCGGAGAGCCUGGUCCUCUGAUGAAAAGCUCAAUGGCAAAACUGUGCUGAUCACAGGUGCCAACACUGGCAUCGGAAAAGAAACUGCCAAAGACCUGGCGAAGAGAGGGGCAAAGAUCAUCAUUGCAUGCAGAGACAUGGAGAAAGCACAGGAGGCCUUGACAGAAAUCAUCGAAACCUCAGGCAACGACAACGUCAAGUGCAUGAAGCUCGACUUGUCUGACACCAAGUCCAUAAGAGAGUUUGCUGAAGCCUUCAACAGAGAUGAGCCAAAACUCAACAUCCUUAUCAACAACGCCGGAGUGAUGGUUUGUCCUUAUGGGAAAACUGCAGACGGCUUUGAGACGCAGAUUGGUGUUAAUCACUUUGGUCAUUUCUUGCUGACACACUUGUUGCUUGACCUGAUUAAAAGAUCGGCACCAGCCAGGAUCCUCACCGUGUCCUCCAUGGCUCACAGCUGGGGUUCCAUCAAUCUAGAGGACAUCAACAGCGAGAAGAGUUACGACAAGAGCAAAGCUUACUCCCAGAGCAAACUGGCUAACGUCCUCUUCUCCCACUCGUUGGCUAAACGACUGGAGGGCACAGGUGUGACAACUUACUCUCUCCAUCCUGGCGUUGUUAAGACCGAUUUGGGGCGUCAUCUGAAUGGCCCUCUGCAGUUCAUCAUGAAGAUAUCCACGCCUUUCAUCAAAACCCCUGUCCAGGGAGCUCAGACGUCAAUCUACUGUGCCGUGGAACCGUCACUGGAGAAUGAGACCGGUCAAUACUACAGUGACUGUGCUCGUACCAGCUGCUCCUCUGCUGGUAAAGACGAUGACGUGGCACAGAAGCUGUGGGAGCUGAGCUGCCAUAUGCUCAACAUAACAUGGGAAUAAACCAACCUGGAAGGAAAAGAAAAUCUUUACAGAGUUUCUCUGCUAACUGAUGCACUGAUAUCAGAUUUCACUUCUACUGCCUUCCAGAAAGUUAUAUAUUUUUCCAACUAAUUUUUUUAUCUAUGUAUGUUUUACAUAAUAACAGUAACUAAUCAAUGUAACUGUAUAUUUUGUACAAAGUUUCUGCUCUUAAUGUAUGCGGUUUACUGUAAGCUUAAAUAGUUUUCUAUUCAUUUUGAUAAAAGCUAUGCAAAGCGUAUUUUAAUGCAAUAAAUGGAAUAAUUCAGGAGUAAACUUGACUGAAUUAGACCAUGUUCUUGUCAAUGUCUUAAAUGAUUUUUUUGUGCCUGUAUUUCCAGAUAGCAAUGUUGUUAAUGUUAUCAAUGCUGCUUGAAUAGAAGAGAAGAGAAGAGAAGAGAAGAGAAGAGAAGAGAAGAGAAGAGAAGAGAAGAGAAGAGAAGAGAAGAGAAGAGAAGAGAAGAGAAGAGAAGAGAAGAGAAGAGAAGAGAAGAGAAGAGAAGAGAAGAGAAGAGAAGAGAAGAGAAAUACUUUAUUGAUCCCGAAGGGGAAAUUUUGUUGAUAAAGUAGCAAGCAGAAAGAGUAAAAUGACCACAACUACAACAGAAAAUUAUAGAAUAGUAAUAGAUUAUAAAAGUAAACUAAUAAAAUAUGUACAAAUUUGAAAAAUGCACUGUAAAGUGUCACAUGUAAACGAUAAAAAUAUACAGCAAAUGAAGAACUUCAAGUCGUGUAAACAACUGAAAUUUUUGGAAACUUUCAUAGCAAACUUUUGUUACUUUGUCUACAGUUUUUCUGGGUUUGUUGUCAGAUAUAUAUUGAGGAUUAACUGCCAUGUAUUGCAAUAAACAUUUAUGAUAAAUUGGA